GUGGGGGUGUCACUGGGGGUGCCGGUACCGGUACCGGUGGGGGUGUCACUGGGGGUGCCGGUACCGGUACCUUUGGCGGUGCCAAGCUAUUGGCCCCACAACACUGAGUGCCCUGCCAGGAAGGUCCCAAUGCAGGGGACAGCUCACCUUUGUCCUUAGCUGAUGCAGGUGCCACUAUGGUUCCUGCGUCUCUCCAGUCACACUCCGAUGUCAGCCAGCCCAAGGAUUUCACUCGCAUCCUGCCGUUUCAGCUGUCCAUGUCCAUCCUGGGGCUUUUGGAUCAAAAAUCCCUGGAUGCCUGUUCUGCUGUGAAUGGUCACUGGGAAUUCCUGGUCAGGCAGGUCCGGGAGGACCAGGAGUGUCAGAGCACAGUGCAGAAGGACCUCCUGCAGUUGCAGGAGUUGUGUCCUAGAAAAGCCAUUCCAAACUAUGCUAAAAGAGUCGAUGUGCAAAUUCCCCAGUUAAAUGAUGAGGGUGAGGUCGUUGAAGUGAAGGUCAAGGAGCAGACCAAGAGACAUAAAUCGAAGACAGAGGAAUUCAGUCUGCACGAGGCUUAUCGAGAACUGAAAACUCAAAAGAUAGAGAUGGAAGAGAGGAAUGUCUUCUGUGGCCCCUACAAGACCCAUGUGCUCAUGGAGCAACGCGACAGGAGAAGGAGAACCCACUACAGAGGUGGGGACUGGGUGGCCGCUGGCAGCAGAGGCGUGAGGCUGCUCCGAGUGCCAGCAGGGAAGCGCGUGCCGCUGCUGCUGCACCGCGCUGGGCCCGUCCGAGCUCUGUGCCUCCGCGAGGACAAGGGGCUCCUGCUCAGCAGCACCAGCUUCGACCUCAGCUUCAGGUGCUGGAAUAUUCACAGCGGUGCCUGUGUGAGAACCUUCACGGGUCACUACGCCACAGUCACCUGCCUGGACUCCCACCAGGAGCACGUUGUGUCCGGAGCUGGGGAUGGGAUGGUGAAAGUGUGGAGCCUGAAAAGUGGGAAUUGUCUCAGGACUCUGAUGCACAAUAGCCCUGUGUGGGCAGUGAGGAUGGACGGGACCCAUGUGGUCAGUGGGGGUCACCGAGGGCUGGUGAAGGUCUGGAGUGCUGAGACAGGGGCUCUGAUCAAGACAUUACAGAGGCACCAAGGCCCAGUUCUCUGCUUGUCCUUUGACCAGUGGCACCUCAUCACAGGGAGCAGUGAUGGAUAUGCCCUGGGAUGGAGCAUGCUGGGAAAAUUCAGGAGAUGCCUGAUAGCUUUCUUCCAUCCCAAGACCUUUUCUCCUUGUGCAAGCCCCAUGCAAGUGCCAACCCUCACCUGGUGUGUUUUCAGGGAAGUUCUGUCCCUGGAGUUCCUGUACCUCAGAGUCAUCAGCGGCUGUGCUGAUGGACACAUUCGGAUAUUCAACUUCCUGACUGGAACCUGCCUCCGAGUGUUGGAGCCCAGCAGCAGCAGGGACCCCGUGUCUGCUCUCUAUGUUGCAGGAAACAGGGUGGUGACCAAUUCCCCCAGCAGAUUGCUGCUCCUCCAGUUCGAGGAUGUGGUGUGGGACUACUCACUACCCGCUGACAGAGAGGUGCUGAAGAAGGAGAAGAAGCCCCGGAAGGGGAAGCGCCAAGGUGCCAGUGCAGAGCAGCAGCAAGCUCAGGACAAGUCACCAAAGAGCUGUGGAAGACCCAAAAGUGGUGAAGCUGAACAGGGCCCAGCUCCCCCUGCACCAGAGGAGGCAGAAGCCACUUUGGAGCAUGAGCUGCCCCAGAGAAACCGAAGCCGUCCAAUGUCCCCUGACAAGUUCCUCCUAACAAUCGGCACCCUGCAGAGCUCCAGCAAGCCAGCCGCGGCCAGCCCCACUCCUGAGCUCUCUGCAGAGGCCAGGGAGGUGCAGCAGCAGCGCCCUGGGCAGGUGCCAGUGGCCGAAGUGCCCCUGCAGCAGCAGCGGGAGUGGGCAGCACAGCUCUGGCGUGCCAGGCUGCACAGCCAUUCUCUCACCAUGACAAAAAUCUCCACACCCUUUGAAACCAGAAGGCUGCGGCUCAAGCUGAAGAACUCUUUGCAUGGCCCCGCUGUGAAAUCCUCCAUCCCUCCUCCCUGUCUUGUACGUCCCAAGUUUUGUGGCUCGCUGGGAGAAAGGAAAAUUCCCAGGGGUCAGGGGAAAGACACUCCUGGCCCCAAAGAUGGGGAUCAGAUCAUCGAUCUCUCUGCAGCUUCUUUGGAGCUGAUCCAACCAACACCUGGCACAGCUGCACAGAUGAGGAAUGAAGCUCCCAGGAGAAUAAAACCCUUCUGUCCCCACAGCUCCCACAGGGACAGUGGGCUCAGGCUCCUGACAGCAGAGCAGCAGGUGUGGGAGGCAGCUGUGGCAGCUCAGCAUCAGGCACAGCAGGCAAAGCCCACGGAAGAGAAAGAAAGAGCCAGAAGGAAAGCCUGGCUGAGGAAAAUCAAAGGCCUACCUGUGGAUUCUUUUACUGGGGAGAGGAAAACACCUGCCCCAGAACUUGGGCAUAACACAUUUAUCUGAGGUGAUCCCUGAGUCCAACCAGCAGCCAUGACCUGGGAUUCUGGUGUCCAGCUGAGUCAUGCCAUUAAGUAUAAAAUACAGAUAUAUUCAAUUAUAUAUAUUUAAGAAUAUUUAGUAUAUUCCCUGUGGCUUUAAGUGUAAAAAACAUCCCCACUGUAAGUUUUCCGAAGAAAUGCUAUUGCUAUAUUCAGCUAUUUCCCAAGGCAGUGAAUUGACUGAGCCCUUUCCUGGAUUUCAAUCCCCAAACCUGCUGUUGUUACUGACAUGGCACUGCCUGAUACCAACAUAGCUCAGGACAGGCUCAGCCCUGUGAGAAUAAUAAAAAAAA
Molecule: messenger RNA, 2826 nt
Organism: Poecile atricapillus (Black-capped chickadee)
Lineage: Eukaryota; Metazoa; Chordata; Aves; Passeriformes; Paridae
Product: F-box/WD repeat-containing protein 10-like
Exons: 11
Coding region: 177-2498 (773 amino acids)
Molecular function (GO): protein binding
Source: RefSeq, a predicted model, not a curated record